Messenger RNA from Neodiprion virginianus, 1321 nucleotides. RefSeq names its product cilia- and flagella-associated protein 20-like. The transcript has 4 exons. Bases 1 to 978 code for a protein of 325 amino acids. Gene Ontology annotation, biological process: regulation of cilium beat frequency involved in ciliary motility; positive regulation of cell motility; cilium assembly. The record is from RefSeq and is a predicted model, not a curated record. Lineage: Eukaryota; Metazoa; Arthropoda; Insecta; Hymenoptera; Diprionidae. Gene Ontology annotation, cellular component: ciliary basal body; motile cilium.
AUGUUCCGCAACGCAUACCAGCAUGGAUUUUUAUCCAUACUUUACAGCUGCGGAGCAACCCCACUUGCCAUUUGGGACAAACAAGUGAAAAACGGGUACAUUAAACGCAUAACGGAUGAUGAGGUCAAGUCCUUAGUUCUGGAGAUAGCUGGGACCAAUGUGGCGACGACCUUCAUUUCCUGUCCUCAGGAUCCGAAGAAAGUUCUGGGGAUAAAGCUGCCCUUUUUGAUAAUGAUCGUCAAGAACAUGAAGAAGUAUUUCACGUUUGAGAUAACGAUUCUCGACGACAAGGAUAUGCACAGGCGGUUUCGAGUGAGUAAUUUUCAAAGCACAACAAGGGUUAGGCCAUUCUGCACAACGAUGCCUAUCGGACUCUCGGGUGGGUGGAAUCAGGUGCAAUUCAACCUCGCUGAUUUUACCAGGCGUGCCUAUGGCAGCAACUACGUUGAGACGACCAGGAUGCAGAUACAUGCCAACUGCAGGAUAAGGAGGAUCUACUACGCCGACAGAUUAUAUUCCGAGGACGAGAUGCCUGAGGAAUUUAAACUGUUUCUACCAGUUCGUCGAAAGUUGACCAGAGAAAGCAAGAGCAAGCCUGUGCAGCGUUCAAGUCUGCCGAAGCAGAUAAAUGCUGCAGGCGAUCAAGGCGAACAGCUCCCAGACGAACCUCCAGCCUUUACAGCUGCUGUAGAGGAGAGCAAAGAAGGUGAAGAAACAGUGGAGGAACCACCGGAGCACAAUACCGAAUCUGCGCCGCGGAAGUCGAGCUCAGUUCUAAAGUCGGAAGGCAAUCGAAAAAGUGCCGGCAUCAUAAUCAAAGAUACCGUCGAAGACGACGGCGAGGAGGAGCAACGAAACGCUGGAUAUGAUCAGGAACGGGGUCUGGAAGAGGAAGAAGCGGCUGAAGCUCCCACGGAGGAAGAAGCUCAGCCAGCGACCGAGGAAAUGGUCGAGAUCGCUGUGACGGAAGGAGGCUGAUUUUUUAAAUUCGCAACUGUUUUAAGGCGAGGUUAUUCUCUCGAGGUAUCGAUCGGAAAUCGCCGGACAUCACAGAUUAGUGUAGGUAAUCAACGACGAUUCCCGAGUGAAUAACCCUUCAACCCUCUUUAUUUCGAUCUUGUGUUGUUCUCGCUGAAAAAAAUUGAGUGUGCGAUGAGGCUAAUGAAUAAAUUUGUACAUUUUAUAUACUUCCCUUUCGGUUUCUGAGUUGAAUUCCCUGAGAUACUUACUGGUUUUAUAAUGAUUAUAUUAACACCCGUCGCCAGAACGAUACUCAGCUUGCAACUUACCUGUCUGCAGAGACUUGAGGAAGAAGAAACUA